UCGCUCGUCUUGUGCGGGUCUGUUGUCAGGACACUUUACGUCGCGAUUUAAUGACGCCAUCAGUCGUCACAACCGGUAGAUGCCGCCAAAACAUCUCGAGAAAAACCGACGUUUUCUCCACCACGUCCUGUCAGUUUUAAGAUUCAGCAUGUCCGAUGGUGACUUAUUUUCCGUCGAUUAUGAAGUAUUUGGAAAAGUCCAAGGUGUCUUUUUCCGGAAAUACACACAGGCUCAGGGGAAGAAGCUUGGUCUUGUAGGGUGGGUCCAAAACACGGGCUCAGGAACCGUGCAGGGUCAACUCCAGGGUCAACGUAAGAAGGUGAAAGAAAUGCAGGAAUGGCUUAAAACAACUGGGAGCCCCAAGUCGCACAUCAUCAAGGCAGAGUUCAAGAACGAGAAAGCGGUUUCCAGUUUAGAGCACUCAACUUUUACCAUUGUGAAAUGACAUAAUGGGGUGCUAUUAACAUACUUAUUUAUUUUGUCUGUAUUAUUUUUAUGUGUUGAAAAGUAUUGCCUGUAACAUACUAAAAAGUACACAUAGGUAAAACACUCCUUAACAUGUAUGGAAUGUGGAAAGGCUUUUAUAAACAAGAAAGCUAAAUAUAUAUCAUGGAUUAAAAGUAUCAUGAGUGU
Nerophis lumbriciformis (worm pipefish) is the source of this 633-nucleotide messenger RNA. It is a transcript of the gene acyp1, whose product is annotated as acylphosphatase 1, erythrocyte (common) type. Gene Ontology annotation, molecular function: acylphosphatase activity. NCBI's taxonomy places the organism in Eukaryota, Metazoa, Chordata, Actinopteri, Syngnathiformes, Syngnathidae. The record is from RefSeq and is a predicted model, not a curated record.